GGAUUUUAGAGAAAAUAAACAUGGCGGCUUCCAUGAAAAUGUGACUUUCCGUCGCUUUUGCAUUUGGGAGCAGUUCAGUUUGAUGCAUGAUGUCAGACAAGGCUGCAAGCAGUCUUUUGGUGAUUGUGCUGGACACUAAUCCAGUUUGGUGGGGAGAGAAUCUAAAUGUGGCACAGAGCAGUAGCAAGUUGAGCCUGUCACAGUGUGUGGAUGCAGUGAUGGUGUUUGCUAAUGCUCACCUGAUGCUGGGGCAUCACAACCAGCUGGCUGUCAUAGCUGCCCACACCAACCAGAGUGAGUUCCUGUACCCGAGGGAGGAGGCUGCAGCAGCAGUCGAAACAGGGGAUGGGGAUGCGGAGAUGGAGCAGUAUCGCCAGGUGGAUGGGAAGUAUGAACUUUUUGGGCGGGUCAACGCACAGAUACAGGCUCAGAUCCAGCAGCUGGUUUUACAAGGCUUGGAGGGGGAGCUGUAUUCGGACUCCCUCAUUGCAGGCCCUCUCAGCAUGGCGCUGUGCUAUAUCCAUCGCAUGGAAAAAGAAAGUGGAUCUGGCCUGGUACUGACUUCAAGAAUCUUGGUGAUCAAAGGCUCGGAGGACAACCCCACUCAAUACAUGAACUUCAUGAAUGCUGUGUUCACUGCUCAGAAACAGAAUGUAGUGGUGGAUGCUUGUAUCCUGGACAAUGAGUCGGGACUGCUGCAGCAAGCCUGUGACAUCACUGGUGGGAUCUACCUCAAGGUGCCUCAGAUGCUGGGUCUCCUCCAGUACCUGCUGUGGGUGUUCUUGCCAGACCCUUUAGUGAGGGACAAGCUAACCCUGCCCCCCAAGGAUCAGGUUGACUACCGGGCCGCCUGCUUCUGUCACCGCAACCUCAUCGACGUGGGAUAUGUCUGCUCUGUCUGUCUUUCAAUUUUCUGCAACUUCAGUCCGAUCUGUUCGACAUGUCAAACUACAUUCAAGUUUCUUGGCCCACCAAAAUUGUUGAAAAAGAAGUCAAAGAAGACAAGCUGACAACUGUGUCAACGUGUGCAGUUCAGCAGAUAUAUCCUGAUAAGGGAUCAUCUUGCAGCUGGGAAUACCACACCAUUCUGGGCCAAACACUUUUCACUCUACAAUCCCAAACCUGUCUCUCUGUAUUAUUUUCAGCAACUGUCAAAGACAUUUGACAAAACUCUGGCUUGAGACUGCCACAGUGUUGGCCACUUGGGACCGGUGUGUACAGAUUGAACAGUGUCAUGGACUCAUCUGAAAAUGUUGGCAAUAACUGUAAAUUACCAGUACCACUGAGUUUGUUAAGUGGAAAAGAAAAUGUAUAAACAUGUAUUUUAAAGAA
This is a messenger RNA of Haliotis rufescens (red abalone), 1332 nucleotides long. RefSeq names its product general transcription factor IIH subunit 3-like. NCBI's taxonomy places the organism in Eukaryota, Metazoa, Mollusca, Gastropoda, Lepetellida, Haliotidae. The record is from RefSeq and is a predicted model, not a curated record. Gene Ontology annotation, biological process: nucleotide-excision repair; regulation of DNA-templated transcription. The transcript has 12 exons. Bases 87 to 1010 code for a protein of 307 amino acids. Gene Ontology annotation, cellular component: transcription factor TFIIH holo complex; transcription factor TFIIH core complex.